CCAGUCAUGUUCCUCACUCGCAGCGAGUACGAUCGUGGAGUCAACACUUUUUCUCCAGAAGGGCGUUUGUUCCAAGUGGAAUACGCUAUUGAGGCCGUCAAACUCGGAUCUACAAGCAUUGGAAUCAAGACGAGCGAAGGUGUUCUUCUCGCUGCUGAGAAAAGAUCGACAUCGAAGCUGAUGGUCAAUGACGCGAUCGAGAAAAUCAGCAAGGUCGACCAACAUAUUGGCGUCACAUUCGCAGGUUUGAUUGCCGACUCGCGCACUCUGGUCGAACGGGCACAGAUCGAGGCUCAAAAUUUCUGGUUCACUUAUAACCGCAAAAUUCGCGUGGAAGACGUCACUCAGUCGGUCGCCAAUCUAGCUCUUCAGUUUGGAGACGACGACGUCAAAGCAUCAAUGUCUCGUCCAUUUGGUGUAGCAAUGCUGUUCGCUGGUGUAGACCAAGAAGGAGCCAAACUGUUCCAUCUCGAUCCAUCUGGAACUUUCAUCGAUUGUAAGGCUAAAUCGAUCGGUGCAGCUAGCGAUGGAGCUGAGCAGAAUCUCAAGGAGCAAUAUCAUGAUGCUCUGACUAUCAAGGAAGGACUCAAGAUGGCAUUGGCCAUUCUCAAGCAGGUGAUGGAAGAGAAACUGAACUCCGCCAAUGUCGAAGUCGUUGUUAUCAAACCAACAGUUGACGCGAAGGGGCGUCCAAUCGGAGAAUUCACAAGAGUGUCGAACGAAGAGCUCGAUCAAGUUAUCACAUCGCUUUGAAGAAAUUAUUCUUUCCUGGUUUUUUGUCUCUUGUUUCUUAUGGUGUAAAGUAACUUUAUUUGCGAUGUUCAGCUAUUUCAAUAAAUUAUUUGUCGUUCUUUU
Messenger RNA from Caenorhabditis elegans, 855 nucleotides. It is a transcript of the gene pas-5, whose product is annotated as Proteasome subunit alpha type-5. Bases 7 to 753 code for a protein of 248 amino acids. The record is from RefSeq and is marked reviewed. The transcript has 3 exons. Gene Ontology annotation, cellular component: proteasome core complex; cytoplasm; proteasome core complex, alpha-subunit complex. Gene Ontology annotation, biological process: proteasome-mediated ubiquitin-dependent protein catabolic process; protein catabolic process; ubiquitin-dependent protein catabolic process. Lineage: Eukaryota; Metazoa; Nematoda; Chromadorea; Rhabditida; Rhabditidae.